GUGUGAAGGGCCUACCACCGGAGUUGCAGCAGAAGCUUAGCUACGUGUCUGGCGACGCAGCUUCACAGGUUGACAGCAUCCCUACCGCAGAUGUGGUCAUUGUUGACCCUCCGCGAAAGGGCAUGGAGGAUCCGGUCAUCGAGGCCCUAACUCGAAGGCGAAAAAAGAAGGAGCCGAAGCCACGGCGGCUGAUCUACGUCAGUUGUGGCUUUCCAGCUUUCUGCCGUGAUGCCGAAAAGCUGAUGGAGCAUGGAUGGUCAGUACUUCAUGCCGAGGGCUUCGUGCUUUUCCCGGGCGCGGACCAUCUGGAAACCUUCUGCGUCUUCGAGCAAACCUGA
Molecule: messenger RNA, 338 nt
Organism: Symbiodinium pilosum
Lineage: Eukaryota; Dinophyceae; Suessiales; Symbiodiniaceae
Source: the annotation of a GenBank genome assembly